AUGUGGCUCUUGGAGAAGGCCGGCUACAGGCCGGGGCCGCCGGGGCCUCCCGCGCCGCGAUGGGCGCCGUGCAGCCUGCUCCCUGCGCGCCGAGCCCCGGCGCCGCCCGCCCGCGCCUGUCCCAACGUCCUCACCCCCGACCGCAUCCCGCGGUUCUGCAUCCCGCCCCGGCUCCCGGACGCCGGCGGUGCCGAGCCCCCGGCCGGGCGCAGCCUCCCCGCGGCCUGCUCGCUGCCGCACCUGGCGGGCCGCGAGGGCUGCCCCUUCCUGCCCGAGAGCCCGCACACGCGCCGGCGCGAGUCGCUGUUCCACCCGCCGCCGCCGCGCCCCGCCCCCGCCGCCGCCAACGCCGCGCUCCCGCGGCUGCACGUGUCCGCCCCGGACCUGCGCCUCUGCCGCGCCCCGUCGCCCGAGCCGUGGCAGCCGCGCUCCCCGGGCGGGCCGCCGCUCUUCCACCCCGACGUCCUGUGCGGCCCGCUGCGGCCCGCCAAGGACAACGUGCUGCGCCUGGGGCCCCGCGGCGGGCAGCUGCGGCUCUCGGCCGAGUACCAGGCCGGGCCCGGGCGGCUGCGCCUGCGCCUGGUGAGCGCCGAGGGCCUGCCCAGGUCGCGGGCCGGGCCCGGCGGCGGCGGCGGCGGCUGCUGCGUGGUGCUGCGGCUGCGGCCGCGAGGCAGGCCCCGGGGCCAGCGGAGCCGCGUGGUCGGCUGCAGCGCCAACCCCAUCUUCAACGAAGACUUCUUCUUCGACGGGCUGGGCCCGCCCGACCUGGCCUCCCGCAGCCUGCGGGCCAAGGCUGGCUCCUCUUGUGGGCGCCCCACACCCAGAUCUGCAGCCCACUUUCUGCCCACUGGCCUGACUACACCAGGGAUGGAAGCCGCUCAUCCCUGGUACCUGCUGCAUGGGAGCGGCUCUCUAGCGCUGGUUCUCAGACUCGCACGGGCAUUAGAACACUCGGCACCAGCAAGCCUGUACCCCAUCCCCAAGAGCUGCUGAAGCUCCUUUAAUAGGUCGGGGGUUCUGGAGACCCGGAUCGAGUCCCACGUCGGCUCCCGGCCAUGGAGCCUGCUUCUCCCUCCUCCUGUGUCUCUGCCUCUCUCUCUCUCUCUCUCUCUCUCUCUGUCUAUCAUGAAUAAAUAAAUAAAUAAAUCUUUUUAAAAAAAUAGGUCGGGGGUAGGUAGGUCCUAGGGCUUGGUCUCAAAGGGCCUCCAACCCUUCAGGGAGCUCUCUAAUCACUGAGUCACUCCAGAAAAAGCUCAGUGACUGAAACCAACUUCCACCUCCCUCCGGGGAUGGGGGUGGGGGGAUGUCCUUGGGGCUUCACAGUGAAAAUCAGCAGUCCCCUGCUCAUCCACCUCCCCACUUGUACCCACAUCUCUCCUGAGGACAGAUGAAAUGUCUGUGUCUUGAAAGUGAGUCAGGAGAUGUCAGCUCACGAUGCUGAGUUGGGUGUCCUCUCUGUGCUACUCUCAUGGGUGAAGCUGCAGCCAAUACUCAGAGCAGCAUUUGAAGACCAAAUGAUAGAGAUAAAAUGUCCCAGGGAUUGAGGUGGGAGACGUCCUGAGUGUGAGAGUUGUUCUCAUCAAUGCCUGAAAAAGGCUGCCCCAGUGAGGAGGAGGAGGGUGGCAAAGGAGAUGGAUAAAUGUACGUCAGGAUGCGUUCACCUCCUACCUGAAGGUCCCUGAUGUCAGUAGUGAUCUUCUUCUCUCUCCCUCUCCACCUUCUUCAGAGUUGGUUCCUGUUGGCUCAGACCAGGCUUAGAGAACGGAAGGAGAGAGAGAGAGAGGGAAGGACGGAGGGAGGGAGUGAGGGAAGGACGGAGUAGGGGGAGAGAGGAGGAGGAAAGCCCUGCGUGGGCCAGCCCAACUUCUUUCCCCCUCUCGCUUGGGCCCUUUCUUAGUUUCCAUGGUGCCCUGAACCAGGGAUGAGCCUGCUGGAUCCUGAUAAACCCCAACAGGUGUAAUGUAACACAACAUACACUUACUUCCCUGUUCAGAUGGCUGGGAUGCCUUCUCCCUCCCCUGAUUGGGUACCCCCACCAGCCACCCCAGCCCAGGGCCAGGGCAACCUUGCUCCAGGUGUCCACCAGGUGGUAGCAUUGACCAAACAAUAAUAAGUGCUGACAACUACAAGGAUUAGCGCCCAGCAAUUUGUCAACUUCUUCUUCCCAGCAACUCCCAGGAGGGCUAAGUACUAUUGUUAUCCAAUGUGAUGUUGCAUUUCAUUCCUAUAGUGAGGAGUGAUGCUAAGAUUCGAACCCAGAGGGUCUAGCUCCAGAGUCUGGGCUUCUUUUUUUUAGAUUUUAUUUAUUGACUUGAGAGAGAGACAGAGACACAGACAGAGGGAGAAGCAGGCUCCCUGUGCUCCCUGUGGGGAGCCAGAUGCAGGACUCAAUGCCAGGACCCCGGGGUCAUGACCUGAGCCAAGGCAGAUGCUCAACCACUGAGCCACCCAGGAGUCCCCAGAGUCUGGGCUCUUAAUCUCCUCACUAUAAUAUCCCUAAAUGCCAGCUGCCACCUCUCAACCAGGUCAGUCUGGAAGGGGUCUCCUCCUUGCCUAGGAUGACAGCGCUGCCAUUUUUUCAGUCUGUGAAAUCACCCAUGGUUCUAGCCCUGUCCUCAAUACUAUCCUUCUACUUCAGCCCAAAUCCCCCCUUGCCCCCGUCACAACCUGGGGUGAGUAACUGGAUCUCAUGCCUAUUCGAAAGUCCCUGGAAAGAAAUGUAGAGGUCAUUUAACUUUCAUUCAUGCAUUCCCUACACAAGGUAGGGAGGCCCCACUGAGGUGCCAGGCAGUGAUCAAAACAGACACAGGGGGAUGCCUGGGUUGCUCAGUGGUUUGGCGCCUGCCUUUGGCCCAGGGCAUGAUCUUGGAGU
This is a messenger RNA of Canis lupus familiaris (dog), 2872 nucleotides long. It is a transcript of the gene C2CD4D, whose product is annotated as C2 calcium dependent domain containing 4D. The record is from RefSeq and is a predicted model, not a curated record. NCBI's taxonomy places the organism in Eukaryota, Metazoa, Chordata, Mammalia, Carnivora, Canidae. The coding region runs from base 1 to 993 and encodes 330 amino acids. The transcript is spliced from 2 exons.